This is a messenger RNA of Salpingoeca rosetta, 6476 nucleotides long. RefSeq lists its product as uncharacterized. The record is from RefSeq and is a predicted model, not a curated record. The transcript is spliced from 25 exons. Lineage: Eukaryota; Choanoflagellata; Craspedida; Salpingoecidae. Bases 189 to 6350 code for a protein of 2053 amino acids.
ACACACUCCAGCCAACCAACCACCACACGCCGCACCGACAACUACACGCACAGCAUCCACACACGUACACAUAUACACACGCACAGCAUCCACACAGCAACACUCACGCACACUAGGCCUCCGCUCAACCAUAGACUGCGGUGGUGGCACGCCAGCAGCACGCGUAUCGGUAGCACGCCUGACGUCCCAUGUGGCGCUCCUGGCGUCACGGAGAGGUGGGAAGCGGCGUUGCCGGCGGUGAGAAUGGGAAAGAUGCGCAACAAGCAAGCAGCAACAGCCACGGAAGUCAUGGCAGCCACGGCAGCAACCACCCCAACGGCAACCACGGUGGCAGCAGCGACAAUGUUGGCAGCAGCCACGACGAACGCAGCAGUAGUGACCGUGAACAGGAGCGGGGGCAGGUUCAAAGGCGCAAACGCCGACAUGCCCGCAUGCACGAGAAGCACGCCAGUAACCAUGCAGCCAGCAGCGUCGCACGCCCAUCACGCCUGACCAGCAUAACUCAUAGCAACCACAGCGCGGGCGGGUAUACAAGCACAGGCAGCAACCGUAGCCGCAGCCGUGGCCGUCGCGUGCGCCUCGCAUCCACAAAGACGCCUCCGCCAACCCCACCGCUCUCACACUCCCCACUCAUUCCAAACGUGCACGUGCUCGUGGACAGCACAGAUGAAGACGACAACUGCUUCGAUGAUGACAACUGCUUCGAUGAUGGCGGGGAUGUCGGUGACGACGAUGCCAACGGCUUUGACGACGACGACGACGGCGAUGAUGACGACGAGAACAACGGCUUUGACGACGACGACGACGAUGAGGAGGAGGGUGAUGACGACCUUGAGGAUGAUGAGGAUGACGACGAGGAGUACGAUGAAGAAGAUGAGGUGAAUCUGGGCGCCCGCCACACCGACCGUUCCAAGGAUGUGCUUGGCGGCGACCGUCGCAUCGUGGCGAAGAAGCCGCCUUCCUCUCUUGGCAGCGACGCGUCCAUGCCCACCGACGAGAGCAGCGAGGUUGACGACGACGACGACGACCACGGCUAUGGGGAGUACCUCCAGGUCGGCCGGGCGCACUCAGCGUCGCCACCCGCCGCUCACGAGCGUCACACCAGCCGCAAUGCGCGUGCCUAUGGCGGCAGCGAUGGUAACGGCGGUGGCAACGCCACCAGCACUGCACCCGCCAACGCCAACGCCAACGCCCAUGGACACCACCAGCAGCGUCGACGCGACGAGUUCAACGUGCACCACUACAACAACGAUCCAGCCAACCGGGUGCGCGGGGCCCAGGCCGCGUCCGUGAGCGAAGAGCUUCAGGCAACAGAGGGGCAGGUGCACGUGCCGGACGCAAUGAUGCCGCGAACAGACUCGAGCGAGGAUGACAUGCGCAGUUCAAACGCGUAUCGCGCGGCGCGUCGGCGCAUGUGGGCGGCGCAGGAGAGCGACACGGAUGUGAUGCACAGCCACGAGCGCGCAAGGAACCUCACCACAAGCACGCAUGCACACACGCGCCGGCACCACGACCACCAUCAGCACGGGCACCACGAUGCGAGCAGGGUGGCCCAGUCUUCCUUACCAGCGACUGUGGGGCAUCCGGACCAGGCAAUGCCGGCCAAUAACCACGACAGACCCGCCGCACACCCCGAGGGCGACCGCAACGUCACCACCAGCAUGCAACACGGCCACCAUCACCCAUAUCAUGAACACGGCCACCACCACCACCAUCAUCACCCGUAUCAUGCACACCACGCUGCUCGUUCGCGGCGUGUGAGUCGUUUCGGCAGUGCCGUGACGCUGCCUGCGGUUGUGGAGCAGGACGAGGACAUGCCGGUUGGCGGCGCAAGCGGCAACGACACCGAUGACGAGGGCGACGGUAGCAACGACGAGCUGCGCGGGAUGUGGUUCAACGUUGGUGGGAAGAGAGGCGGUGCGCAUUUAUCGCCACCGCGUGCCCACUCGUCCACGGGCGCCGCCACCCCAGCAACGCAUGUUGUGGCAGCCGGCACGAACAGAGGCUUCGACCCAAGCCACCUGUAUCCGGGAGAGUAUGACAGCGGUGUGACCAACCCUGCGCUCGUCACGCGGGAAAGCGGCAGUUCGCACGUACAAGGGAUUGAGCUGAACGCGUGGCGCGGUGCUCUGGAAGCCAAGCAGCACAGCAGCAACAACGGCACUGACACCAACAACGACAGCAGCGACAACCACAACAACAACGGUAACGGUAACGGUAACAGCAAUAACAAGAAUGAUAAUCGGCAGCAGCAUGGUGACAGCCGAGAAGUUGUCAGCACAAAGCAGGGCCACACCAAUGGUGGGCACAUGAACGGGGCAACCGCGAAGACCGUGGCCUCACAUGAUGACAACUGCAAGCACAGCAUGGCCGUGAGCUCAAGCGCAGGAACACUAAGCAACGUGGCGAGCGUGAGCGCACAGGACAUUGUUGCGGCGGUGUCACCUGGCGUGAGCGUUGCACGACACACCAUCAUGCCUCGCCGCCACCGAUCUGUGAGCGAGGAAGGACGGACGGCGUUCCACACGUUUGAUCAUGAGCCGCACUUCAGUCACCACCACGGCCACGAACAUCGGCCCUCUACGCACAGCAUUAGCACCACCCCACAUCCCUACCACCACGAUCACCCCCACCAUCACCAACACCGCCCCGUGGUGUACGACAACCAGCGACGCGGCAGCCACGACCACCACCAAUACAUGCUGGUGCAUCCUGCGGGGGCAACCCCUGUUCCCUCGCGUGGACGCAGCCGGGACCGCCGCCACCGCCACAGCAUCGACAGCUUUGGUCGCGUCAAGCACGCACAGUACCACCACGCCAAGCACGGCGGCAGCGGCGGUGGGGGUGGACAUGUGCACGAGCCGGGACGUGGGCCAUCGUCAUAUCGGGGGUCGAUUGCGGCGGCACUCGACGGCAUUGACUUGAAGAAGCUGUCGGGCAGCACGAAGGAGGUGGAGGUGCAGUACACCACCGACGACCAGGCGGUCAGGUCGAGAUUCGCCGCGCGCAAGUGGAUGCAAACCCUGUCCAAGGACUGGCUCGAUCGCCACAAAGACAGCCAGGACCAUCCUCUCAUCCUCUGCGGCCUCAAGAUCCCAACGCCCUCUCUCCAUGCACCGUACACGCUGGACAACUUGGACGAGGUUGAGGAGCGCGAAGUCAAAGAUGAGCUGUUCUACGACCUCAUCUACGUUGCCGCCAUCAUCAAGCUUGGCAACUACAUGGCUGCGAACGUGUCGUACAGCCGCAUUGCAGACUGUUUUUUUCUGUUCGCCAUUCUCUGGACCACCUGGUUCCACGUCACCAUGAUCUACAGCAGGUUCACGCUGCCGUCGCCGUGGGUGUUCCUGGACUACAUGAUCAUGCUCGCCACACUCGGCAUUGUCCUCCACAUCGCCGUCGUCGACACCACAGUCCUGUUUGUGCCGGAGUCCGCGCGUGCGGACCUGACAUUGAAUCCGUUUGACCUCGGGGAGGGCGGGCAGGAGGUCAAAGUCGACCAGACCUCGCGUGUGCACGUCGGCGGCCUCGUCGUGUGUGUCCUUUUCAGUCGUCUCGUCAUGAUCGCCGUCUACGCCCUCACCUCAAGAUUUGCGGGGAGCGCGCGUGAGCUGUCUCGUGGAUAUCUCAUCAGUCUCCUCCUCUGCACCGUCGUGUGGAGCGUGUCCUUGGCGUGUGCAAUCACCAUGCCAAGUUGGCCGCUGAGAAACCACUUUGCACUGUGGGCCGCUGCAAUGGCUGGGGAGCUGUUCAUGUAUGUGAUCGUGGCAGCAAGCCCCCAGCGCCGCGUUGCACUCAACAUCUGGCACUCGAUUGAGCGCAACAUGCUCUGGGUUGUUCUCAUUCUCGGUGAAUCCCUCAUCUCAAUCGUCCUCCCUUCCCUCGACUGCCAAUGCGAGCCUGGCCACUACCUUGAGCUGCUGCUCAGCUUCACGCUGGUGUAUCACCUCUUCAAGAUGUACGCGCACGUGCAGCCCGCCUCGUCCGGCCGCGACAAACACGUUCUUCAGGGCAGCCUACUGCUUGGGUGGGCGUGGUGCACGUCGCACCUUGCGCUGACGUUCUUCCUGUUUGUCCUCGGCGUCGGCAUGAAACUGGUUGUCAUCCACAGCGAUGACCACCAGUACUUGCGCGAAUACGCAUGGCUGCUGUGCGGAUCUUACGUCUGUUCCAUUUUCGUGCUUUCCCUGCAACGCAUGCUUCACAAGUGGUUCACGCACUCCUACUUCGGCCACGGGAUGAAGCGAACGCUGUUCUGGCUGCUGCUGCCGUGCAUCGCUGCCUUUGCGCUGUUCCUGCCGCCCAUUGCUGACGGCGUUCCCUUUCCAAAAGUCAAAGGCGACAAUCUCAGAGCUGUGCUGCAGGAGGCGCUUGCGUAUGCUGCAAAUCACACCAUUUACAUCACAGACUUCAACCGCAUCUACUACAAGAAGGCGAUUGAGUAUAGCGAAGCGGUUCCUCAAGGCAACGUCGCACCCGUCAGCAUCAUGAUCGCCCUCGUCUGCUUCAGUCUGCUGCUGCGGUGGCUGGAGGUAUUCGCGCUGGUGAAUCAGCUGGAUGAGGAGGCGGAAGAGGCGGAGGAGUCCGAUGAGGAGCUGGAGGAAUCCUCGUCCGGCAUUGAAGACAUUUCACAGGACGAAACAGGACCCUUGGGGGAGCUAAAGGAAGAAGAGGAGACCGUCCAAGCCAUGGAGGAAGGCAGGCGACCAGAAGUGGCAGUGAAGCAUGGCGAAGCGGUGCACGGGCAAGCUGGUGCAGAUAGUACGGGGGCACUGCAGGUGUUCGUGCCGGAAAGUCACGGGGAGCGGGUUGAGCACGGCCCGUCGCCGCUCCCGUCGUCAUCAACGCCUCGCCAGUCGCACCGCCGCCAGCAGGGAAGACGCCACCCGUCUGCACCAGCGCCGACGCGCAGCCGCCGCAGGAGGAAGAAGGUGUACCGCAAGCAUCAUCGCAUGACUCGAUUUGGCACUCUCGCGGAGCGGUUCCAGGCGCGCUUUGGGUCUUUCGCUGGCCCCGCACCCAUGACCUUGCGGAAUGCCCACGCGCAACAGUCUCUCUUCAAAAGCCGGCAGAGAAAAUCCCUGAUGGCGCGCAUGCAUUCUGCCAAUCUCUACUCCACGUCACGUCAUUUCGUCGCAGAGAUUAUCGGCUCGGUGCCGCUGUUCGCAUCGCUGCCAGCGCAUCGCCUCAACGACGUGCUGCAGCUCUUCUACCUCCGCAAUACGCGUCCUGGCGAGGUGAUUGUGCGGAACGGGGAGCCUGCAGACCACUAUUACAUUGUGGCGCGUGGUCAGUUCAAGAAGACGACACAGCUGAGCCACUCCCACGAUGAGAUUGACAUUGGGCAGCUUGGAAUUGGGUCGACAUUCGGGCUGCAGAGUGUGCUUGCCGCCGCGCCAAACACAUCCACGGUGGAAUCCAUCACGGCUGGCAAGUUAUGGUGUCUGCAUGCAGCGGACAUGCGCGCACUGCUGCCGUUUGGCCGCGACCCGGCGCACGGCACGCUCAGGGCCAAGUCUGUUGCAUGCGCUCGACCCAGCAAAUUUGCCAUGAAGUCUGACCGCGAGCCACGCAAACGACAGGCCCAUCGGACGUACUCUGUCAACAACAUGUCGCUGCUGCAGAGCACAAGCGCAGAGGCAAGCCGCGUCAACGACCCAUACACGCGCAUGCACGACAGCACAGAUGCGCAUCAAUUGCUCGAACGUGCGCUUGAGGCGGGCUACGAGGAGGAUGACAGCGACGACGCCGCGUCCCAGUACGACGACGACCACGACCGGAACGACUUCAAUAAGUCGACGAUGUCACUUUCACACACACACGUGCGCGAUGAUGGCGAUUUGCGGCGGGCGGCGCUGGUGCGGGCGAUGUCGAUGGACGCAAUGGGGCCGAGAAGACGCCAGUCGGCGCCCAUGAUGCCCGCGGUGCAGGAGCGGGGUGGAGAGCAGGAUGGGUUGGUGCGGCGUGGUGAUGCUCGGCAUGGUGAUGACGACCACGACGAUGACGACGAUGGUGAUGACUGGCAGCAUGCGAAGAGAGGCCGCGAUCGCUUGCGACACACGCAGUCGUCACCCAUCACGUCUGGCGUGAGGGAGGAAGAUGCUGCAAUGGCGGAGGGUGAGGUGCUGGAGGCACAUGGCUAUGACGUUGAUGGUGAAGAACCACAACAACAACAACAACAACAACAACAACAACAACAACAACAACAACAACAACAACAACAACAACAACAACAACAGCAGCAGCAGCAGCAGCAGCAGCAGGAUGAUGAGGACGAUUGUGGUUCUGGAAGGGCGAGUGCUGGGAGUCACUCGCAUGUGAUGUUCAGUGACGAUGUUGUGAUUGUGUAGAUUCGUGCUUAUGACAGCAUUGUCCUGUGUGCCUGAUGACUUUACUCGUUUGGUUGGUGCGUAAUGUAUUGCAAUUCUUCUGUGGGUCGUUUGCUGCUUGCGGCUUUUGCUUGAGACAUAAACAAC